AUGUCUGCUGAGAAGGACGCCGCCGUCAUGGCUAAGCCUGUCUCGGUUGACGCUCACGUCCCCGUCACUUCGGUUCCUGGUGCUGCACCAGAACCAGUGAACACGGUUCAACAAGACAACGAGCCUGUCAAAGAGAGCAAUGAGCUAGCCCUAAUGCCAUACAACAUCAUCACGGUCGAGAAGAAGCAGCCGGUGCCCACUUCGUACUUCUCAAACACCUUGUCUGCCAUCGGGCUUGCCAACGUCACUGGGCAUCUCAUCAUGUUGCAUGUCAACAUCGCCAGUGCAAAGAGUGCGGGACACGAGAACCUGCUUCCAGCAAAGUGCUUUGCAUAUGCACAGUCCUUUGAAUGCGUAUCGGUCAUCGCUGAGAGCUUGUGGCGUUUGACUGUCAGUUUCAUCCGCAACCCAGUGCCACGACCAACCUACCGCAUUCUUGGUGACAAUGUCCCAGGAGUUGACCUCAUUGUCGUUGCAUGCGGAGAGCCAGUUGAUAUUGUGCUUGACACUGUCAAUGCUGCCUGCCACGUUGACUGGCCUGUUGACAAACUGCGUGUCAUCCUUGCCGACGAUGGAGAUGACAAGAGCUUGAGGGCAGAGGUCAAGGCUCUUCGUAAGAAGCAUCCAAACCUGCACUACUUCGCCCGUUACAAGCCAGAUGGUGUCCAUCACGGCUACAAAGCAGGCAACCUCAAUGCCACCCUUAAAUGGGUCCAAAACAAACUCCCAGGAGGACGGCAUGAAUUCAUGGCUGUGCUUGACGCCGACAUGAUCCCUGAGCCUUGCAUUCUUCGUGCACUUGUGCCACAUGCUCUCAAGAGCCCGAACGUUGGCAUGGUGACCACUGCCCAGCAUUUCUACAACAUCCCCGACAAUGACCCGUUGUAUCAGGCCAACGUCACAGGCACUGGUGCCGAUGACGGUUUUAGAGAUUCUGUUGGAGCAGCAUGGUGCCCUGGUAGCGGCUUCGUCCUGAGGACUCGCGCUUGGGUAUCCAUGGGUGGUUUCCCAGAGUUCACCAUCACUGAGGAUCUGAUGACCAGCUGGUUUCUGCAUGGCCUUGGCUGGCAGAUUGCUCUCUGUCAUGAGAUCCUGCAGUGGGGCAUCCAGCCGGAUUGCCUGUUGACACACCUCAAGCAACGUCGCCGCUGGUGGACGGGGCACGUCCGUGACGCCUUUCGAACCAACUUCUCGCUUUCGGACCCUCGCUUGGAGCAGGCAACUGCCGUCCAGCGUAUUGCCAUGUUCCAUCAUUGUUGCCGACCAUACUUGAACACCUUGUUCAAGGCAUUCUCCAUGAUUCUGAUGGCCAUGGCUCUUUACUUCCAGGGUCAAAUCAUUGCCACCCCUUCUGAGAACACUCUCUGGAACAUGAUGAUGUCUUGCUUCCUGGCCAAGUUCUUGACCAAAGUCAGCGACUGGCGUGGAGCUCGAGCCCUCAGCCACUGGAAUCUGAGACGCCGUCAUGCCACAAAUACCUGGUUGGGUAUCCACUUCGCUCGAGAUGUCUUCUUCAGUGCUCUCCCAAAGAGUAUCGGGGGUCUUCGUCUUGGUUUCGACGUCACUGGUGUGGCCGAUAACCAGCAACCUGUCAAGGAGCGAGAUGCUGAACGUCGACCUCGACUGCUGACUCGCCUCUGGCAAAUGCACAAGCAAGAGGGUAUCUUGUACCACGCCUGUCUCGCCUUCGUCAUGGUCUAUCUCAUGUACCGUGCCGUCAAGGUAGAGAUUGAUCUGUCAACGUAUGGCGGUGCGAUCAUUGUCGACGAUGACUUCUGGCGUCGUAUCCUCACUGGUGUUGGAUAUCCCGGUCUCAAUCUCAUCGAGGUUGUUCCUCUCUUCCUCACACCAGUUGUUUAUGCCAUCUUCCCACCAACCAUGCCUCCUCGUCGGGCGCGUAUGAUGAAGGACGAGGACGGCGUCUGGCGUCCCCGAGAGGACUGCAAGGGUAUAAAAUGGACGAAGGCGAGUUUCUGGCUCGAGAUCCCCCAUGCCCUUGGGCUGAUCUGGACUGUCACUGCUUAUUUCAUCCUUCGUCACCUCCAGGGCUGA
Molecule: messenger RNA, 2052 nt
Organism: Exophiala dermatitidis NIH/UT8656
Lineage: Eukaryota; Fungi; Ascomycota; Eurotiomycetes; Chaetothyriales; Herpotrichiellaceae
Product: glycosyl transferase
Exons: 4
Coding region: 1-2052 (683 amino acids)
Source: RefSeq, a predicted model, not a curated record